Thermochaetoides thermophila DSM 1495 is the source of this 2553-nucleotide messenger RNA. RefSeq lists its product as uncharacterized. The transcript has 9 exons. The record is from RefSeq and is a predicted model, not a curated record. Gene Ontology annotation, biological process: GPI anchor biosynthetic process. NCBI's taxonomy places the organism in Eukaryota, Fungi, Ascomycota, Sordariomycetes, Sordariales, Chaetomiaceae. Gene Ontology annotation, cellular component: endoplasmic reticulum membrane. Bases 1 to 2553 code for a protein of 850 amino acids.
AUGUCGUCGCGUCAAACCCGGCGCGAUGGCGUCUGGGGCUCUAUCCUGCUGGUAGCUGCCAACCUCGUGAUUCCCGCGGCCAUCCUCAUCUUCGCUACCGGCUUCUUCCCCUAUAAGCCGCUGUUACCCGGUUUGGCCAGUUUUGAUGCCGUUACCGAGUAUGGCGAGCCACCGGCAGCCCCAUUCGACAAGCUGGUCUUGAUGGUGAUUGAUGCUCUACGCAGUGACUUUGUCUAUACAGCCAACAGUGGCUUCCAAUUCACCCAAUCACUCAUCCGCGAUGGCAUUGCCCUCCCCUUCACGGCGCACGCCACGUCACCCACAGUCACCAUGCCGCGGCUGAAGGCCAUCACCACGGGGUCGAUCCCUUCUUUCCUGGAUGUCGUCCUCAACCUGGACGAGACAGAUGAGUCGUCCAGUCUGGCCAACCAGGAUACCUGGCUGGCCCAGAUGCGCGCCAGACGUCCCGGAAAGCUGGUCAUGUAUGGCGAUGAUACAUGGCUGAAGUUGUUUCCGGGCGUGUUUGAUCGCGCGGAUGGGACGAGUAGCUUUUUCGUGUCGGACUUCACCGAGGUGGACAAUAAUGUCACCCGGCAUAUCGCCGACGAGUUGAAGAGGGAUGACUGGAAUACUAUGAUCCUGCACUACCUUGGCCUGGACCAUAUUGGUCACAAGGGCGGCCCUAGAAGUCCACACAUGCUCCCCAAGCAGCGUGAAAUGGAUGCCGUCAUAAAGCAGAUCUACACAGCCAUCGAGUCGGAGGACCAUCUCCAAUCGACCCUCUUCAUUGUCUGUGGCGACCACGGCAUGAAUGAUGCCGGCAACCAUGGCGCUUCGUCUGCUGGUGAAACAUCCCCAGCCCUGGUCUUCAUCUCUCCCAAGCUCAGGACGCUCAAGCAGGAUGACCGGCAGUCCCCGUUGCCGGAGAAUGAGGACUUCCAGUUCUACAGUACCGUUGAGCAGUCGGAUCUGGCGCCGACGUUGAGUGCUUUGCUGGGUCUGCCUGUGCCGAAAAAUAAUCUGGGCGCCUUGAUUCCGGCGUUUUUGCCGUUCUGGUCUGAAGAGGACCAAGUCCAGCUCCUGAUGCGAAAUGCUCACCAGCUGCUGGACAUUGUGCUCACUGCCUUUGGGGCAAAAAGCUCUGAUGUAGACGCGGGUAUACUAGAGCACUCAAACGCUGACUACCAGGAUCUUGCCCGCGGUUGGCAUGCUCUCGUUGCUCAGGUUGCCCAGUACAAGGACGCCGAUGACACAGCUCGCGCUGAGCUGAUCCAAACAAUCACGAAGUGGCUUCGCCUCGCCCAGCGCGUCUUAAGCAGCAUGGCCAGCAACUACGACAUUCCACGCAUUUUCCUGGGCCUCUGCCUCGCUGUGUUCGCCCUCCUCAUGGCGAUUUUUUCGUCUUCCAUUCUCACAGUAUCUACCAACCUCCACCGCUCGCUCAUCCCGCUCUUCCUCAUCCUCACUACCUACGCCGCCAUGAUGUUUGCCAGCUCCUACAUCGAAGAAGAGCACCACUUCUGGUACUGGUCGCUCACAGCCUGGUUCACCCAUCUCGGCCUGCGCGCUUUCCGCACUGCAACCCCCUCUUCCCGCGCCAGAGCCGUUCUCCUAACUCUCACCCUCCUCCUGACCACCCGCGUCGUCCGCGCCUGGAUCCAAACCGGCGUCAAGCACGCGGCAGCGCCGGACGUGGUCAAGACUUUUUUGCAUACCAACCCGCCGCUGUUGUGGACGUUGGUUGGGAUAACGUACGCCUGGACGCAUCAGAACCUGGUGUAUGGACUGAGCGGGGGUUUGCCGCCUUGGUUAGCGUUUGCGGUGGCGACGGGGUUGGUUUUGGCGGCGUUUACGUUUAAGGUUGCGUUCUGCUUGGAAGAUGCGCCGGAGAUGGUGACGGAUUUUGUCAAGGGGCUGUUGAGGUUGGGGUUCAGUACGCCUGUGGACGGGACGGGGUUGGAGAGUAUUGGGCUUGUGACGAGGGCGAGGGCGGUGUUUAUUGGUUUGGCGGCGGGUGUUGUUUUGGUUGUUGGGUUUGUUCUGGCAAGGAGGAGGAUAAGUUUGGAUCAGAGCGGAACAUCCACCCUCCUCCCCUUCUACACCCUCCUCGCUCUCACCCAGUCCCGUCCCGGCACCAUCCCGCUCUACAUCCUCUUCAACCUGCAAUACCGUCUUCUCUCCUCCCUCGCCUUUCCCUCGUCGUUUGGCUCCCUAGGCCUAUCCCCCAUCGAGCUGAGCAUCACCCUGUUACUCCUCCAGCACGCGUCAUUCUUUGCCACAGGCGGCUCCAACUCCGUUGCGUCGGUCGACCUCUCCAGCGCGUAUAACGGUGUGGCAGCGUACAGCGCCCCUGUUGUGGGGGUGUUGACGUUUGUGAGUAACUGGGCGGCGGUGAUAUGGUGGUCUAUUGCGGGAAUUACGUUGUUGUUGGAGACGAGGGUGAGGCUUGCUCAGUCUCGGGACGGUGUUCGUGGCUGGUGCUGCGGCGGCGGUUAUGGCGGCAUGUACGCUGCUGAGAACACAUUUAUUUAUCUGGACGGUGUUCUCGCCUAA